This is a messenger RNA of Choloepus didactylus (southern two-toed sloth), 420 nucleotides long. It is a transcript of the gene UBL5, whose product is annotated as ubiquitin like 5. The transcript has 5 exons. Gene Ontology annotation, cellular component: nucleus; cytoplasm. Lineage: Eukaryota; Metazoa; Chordata; Mammalia; Pilosa; Megalonychidae. Gene Ontology annotation, molecular function: protein tag activity; protein binding. The record is from RefSeq and is a predicted model, not a curated record. Gene Ontology annotation, biological process: mRNA splicing, via spliceosome; protein modification process. The coding region runs from base 106 to 327 and encodes 73 amino acids.
CCGGUCUCGCACUUCCGCUUCCGGUUCCCAGCGUCGAUUCAGGCCGCUGCGCUCGACCGAGGAGGAGGUUGUGUUGUCGGCAGGUUCGAGGCGAUUCAAGCCAGGAUGAUCGAGGUUGUUUGCAACGACCGUCUGGGGAAGAAGGUCCGCGUUAAAUGCAACACCGAUGACACCAUCGGGGACCUGAAGAAGCUGAUUGCAGCCCAAACUGGCACCCGUUGGAACAAGAUUGUCCUGAAGAAGUGGUACACGAUUUUUAAGGACCACGUGUGUCUGGGGGAUUACGAAAUCCAUGAUGGGAUGAACCUGGAACUAUAUUACCAGUAGAGCAGAAUUCCUUCCCCCUAUCCUUCUCCCCUUUCCCCCCACUGGUAUGGAGCUUGUUUUUAAAAACUCACGUUAAUAAAAACUUAGAUGCUG